AUGUCUUCUAAUUCAGAAUAAAUACCACUUAGUUUUGAACAAAUUCCUGAAAAAGAUAUCAUUAGAAUAUUAACUUAUAAUACAUUUCUUAGACCACCCUUUGUUAAUAAUAAUGGAGAUGAUUAUAAAAAUGAAAGAUGUGAAUUAAUCAUUAAAGAAUUAAUGAAGUAAUUAUAUUAUAUAUAUAUAUAUAUAUAAUUAGUUUUGAUAUAGUAUGUUUAUAAGAAGUAUUUGGAUUUUUAAAUUCUAGAAAAUCUAUUCUAAAACAUAAAGCAUUCAAAUUAGGAUUUACUUAUUAAGCAGUUAGUCCUAGUCCUAGUUUUUUUUCUAGUCAAAUGGUAGAUGGUGGAUUAGUCACUUUGAGUAGGUUAUAAAUUUAAUUAUCAAUUUUAGAUAUCCAAUUCUAUAUCAUGAUUUUAAAGAAUUUCCAUAUGGCAUUUUAUCUGAUAAUCUAUCUAAUAAAGGAAUAUUGUAUACAAAAAUAUAAGUUAAUGGAUAAAUAUUACAUAUUUUCAACACUCAUUUGUAGGCUAGUUAUGUGGGUAAUGAUUCAAAUGUGGUAAUAAAUCACAACUUAUUAGAUAGAGAGCAACAGUCUCUACUAGAAUUGAUUAAUUAUAUUGUUUUAAGAAAUUUGUACAUUCAACUCUAUAAUAAUAAUAGGCAUAAGAGAAUGAUUUAAUAUUAUUAUUAGGGGAUUUCAAUAUAGAUAGCAGGUAUGAAUAAGGAUUUCCUAAUGAAGUAUUGAAAUAGUUUCCAAUUUUACAAUAACAAUUAGGCAAUCCUUAAAGAUAUCAAGAAUAUGAUUCUCUGAUGACAAUUAUGACAAAUAAUGGUAAAGAUAAAUUUAUCAAUUUAUUGUUAUAAUAAGAAGGCAAAUUUCUUAAUACUUAUGCUGAUUAUGAAGAAGAUGAGAAUGGUUAAAAGAAACCUUUGGAGAUUUAAUUAACAGAUAAAGCUGAUUUAUUGACUGGACAAUGUUUAGAUUAUAUAUUUUAAUUGAUUCCUGAAAAUCAAAGUAAUCCAAAUACAAUCUAAAUAAAAUAAGUGAAUGUUGAGAAAUUCUUUGUAGAAGGUUUAAAAUUUACUUAAUUAUCUGAUCAUUAUGGUGUUUCUUGUGAUAUAUUAGUUAAAUUGAAUUAAUGA
Messenger RNA from Paramecium pentaurelia, 1146 nucleotides. NCBI's taxonomy places the organism in Eukaryota, Ciliophora, Oligohymenophorea, Peniculida, Parameciidae. The record is from the annotation of a GenBank genome assembly.